GAGCGAUGGCGUAGGAGCCAGGCAGAGAGGGGGAGGGGUGGCCCUCUGGGCGCCCCAGAGUUGGGGUGUGCAGGGUGCGCAGUGCGAGCAGGGGCCCGGAACCGACGCGCCGUCGGGGCAGGGUUGUUGCUGUGAGUCUUGGAGAUUGUGCCACUUGCGGUGCUGUGGGGCAAGAAGGAAAAGGCCAGGCUGAAGGGACUUGCUGAGCCACCCCUCUGCUCCAUGUUGGCUAUGUUCUCAGGCUGGCACCAUGCCACCCCCUGCAGAGGUGACCGACCCAUCCCAUGCCCCUGCUGUCCUGCGUCAGCUCAAUGAGCAGCGGCUCCGUGGCCUCUUCUGUGAUGUCACCCUCAUAGCUGGAGACACCAAGUUCCCUGCUCACCGCAGUGUCCUGGCUGCCUCUAGUCCCUUCUUCAGAGAAGCCCUGCUAGCUUCAUCUCCACUGCCCCUCCCACCGAUCACUGGUGGCUCAGCUCCCAGCCCUGCAACCGCCACAGCUGCCUCUUCCUCCUCUUCCUCCUCCUCUCCCCCUCCAGCCCCUCCUCACUCUUCAUCCCCUCCACGGGUCCUAGAGCUGCCCGGGGUCCCGGCAGCUGCCUUUUCCGAUGUCCUCAACUUCAUCUACAGUGCCCGGCUUGCACUCCCUGACGGGGGAGGGGAUGGGGCAGCUGUGGCAGAGAUUGGAGCUCUGGGGCGGCGGCUGGGUAUCUCCCGCCUACAGGGCCUGGGGGAAGGAGGUGAUACUUGGGUACCUCCUGCUCCAACUCCCCUGGCCACCUCGCAGUCUGAAGAGGACAGUUUGGGGCCAGGGCCUAGGCCAAAUGGCGAGUGGGAGGGUGACAAAGUUGAGACCCAGCCCUCCUUACCCCGGCGGCUCUUUCCCUGCCCUCGAUGUGGAAAAAGCUUCAUCCAUCCCAAGAGGCUGCAGACACACGAGGUUCAGUGUCGACGGGGGUCCAACACUCGGGGGUCUGCAGGCCUGGGAGCUGCGGGCUCUGGCCCUGGGGGUCCUGCAGGAGUGGAUGCCUCCGCGCUGCCACAACCAGUGGGCUUCAGAGAUGGCCCUGAGCAUGUGGUGAAGGUGGUGGGCGGCCAUGUGCUCUAUGUGUGUGCGGCCUGCGAGCGUUCCUACGUGACCCUGUCCAGCCUGAAGCGGCACAGCAAUGUACACUCAUGGCGGAGGAAGUACCCCUGCCGCUACUGCGAGAAGGUGUUCGCCCUGGCCGAGUACCGCACCAAGCACGAGGUGUGGCACACCGGGGAGCGCAGGUACCAGUGCAUCUUCUGCUGGGAAACCUUUGUCACCUAUUAUAACCUGAAGACCCACCAGCGAGCCUUCCAUGGCAUUAGUCCCGGCCUCCUAGCCAGUGAGAAGACACCCAAUGGAGGCUACAAGCCCAAGCUUAAUACCCUCAAGCUGUACCGCCUGCUCCCCAUGCGGGCAGCCAAGCGGCCCUACAAGACCUACAGUCAGGGAGCCCCUGAGGCCCCUCCUUCUCCAAGCCUCCACACACCGGCCCCUGCAGCAAUGACAGCCAGCCCCCCACCCCUACUCCCGCCUGCCCCAGAGCCUGGCCCGCCCCCCUCUGUCAUCACCUUUGCUCAUCCAGCUCCCUCUGUCAUUGUCCACGGAAGCAGUAGCAGUGGUGGAGCCGGGGGUGGGCCAACCAGCACAGGAGGGUCCCAAGCUGCCUCAGUCAUCACUUAUACGACUCCCCCAAGACCCCCCAAGAAACGAGAGUACCCACCUCCUCCCCCUGAGCCUGCAGCAACACCCACUAGCCCAGCCACGGCUGCAGGGCCAGCCUCAGCCACAGAGGAGGCCAAGAGCCGGAAUCUGCGGGCUGGGAGAACUCUGACUUACACAGCCAAACCCGUGGGUGGGGUGAGUGGGAGCGGGGGUUCCCCCACAGGGUCAGGCCGCGGCGCCUCUCAGCUUCAGGCCCCACCUCCGCUGUGUCAGAUCACCGUGCGAAUUGGGGAGGAAGCCAUUGUCAAGCGUCGCAUCUCCGAAACUGACCUGCGUCCUGGAGAACUGAGUGGAGAAGAAAUAGAGGAGAGCGAGGAAGAGGAAGAGGAGGAGGAGGACCAGGAGGAACCGAAGGCUGGAGGGGAAGAUCAGCUCUGGAGGCCCUACUAUUCGUACAAGCCCAAGCGCAAGGCUGGAGCUGCUGCCGGUGGGGUCGGUGGGGUCAGUGGACUGCCCCGAGGACGAAGACCACCACGCUGGAGGCAGAAGCUGGAACGAAGGGCCUGGGAGGAGACGCCAUCGGUGGAGGGCCCCGGAGGACGAGGACGUGGUGAGCGUAGGCACCGUUGUGGAGACUGUGCCCAGACCUUUGCCACCCUGAGGAAGCUGAGAAGGCACCAGGAAGCCCACAGCGGGGGCUCCCACAGCUCCAGGACUGGGAAGAGGUCUUCAUCCCGAUUCCCCUGCCCCCACUGUGCCAAGGUGUGCAAGGCGGCAGCUGCCCUGAGCAGACAUGUGCAGAGGCAUGCUGUGGAGCGGCCUGGGGGCACCCCCACUCCUGUCAUUGCCUAUUCCAAAGGCAGCAUUGGCCCCAGGCCUGGUGAUGUCAAGGAGGAAGCCCCCCAAGAGAUGCAGGUAUCCUCAUCAAGUGGGGAGGCAGGCGGUGGCGGUGCUGCCGCCGAAGCCCCUGAAACUGCCUCGCUCCAGGACCCGGUCAUCUCUGGGGGUGAGGAGCCCCCAGUAGCAGGUGGGGGCAGCUAUGUGUACCCACCUGUGCAGGAAUUCCCCCUGGCCUUGAUAGGAGGCAGUCGGGAGCCCGGUGGGAGCAGAGGGAGAGCUGGGAAUGAGGGGCUAAUGGGAGCCUCUGAUGCAGACCGGAUGGAGGGGAUGGGGACUGCCAAAGUCACCUUCUACCCUGAGCCCUACCCACUCGUCUAUGGCCCCCAGCUCCUAGCUGCCUACCCUUACAACUUCAGCAACUUGGCUGCUCUCCCAGUUGCUCUCAACAUGGUCCUACCUGAUGAGAAGGGUGGGGGGGCCCUCCCCUUCCUGCCCGGGGUCUUUGGCUAUGCGGUGAACCCUCAAGCAGCACCCACUACUCCACCAACCCCACCUCCCCCAACUCUCUCUCUGCCAGUUCCCCCUAAGGGAGUAGGGGAACCGGCAGGGGUUGAGAGAACCCAAAAGGGAGAUGUGGGGUGAGCACUAAGGCCAGAUCCCCCUUUCACCAGAUGCCACCCUUCCUGAGCCCCCAUCACUAUCAGCUCCCUGGCCUCCCUGCCCCUUGGGAGCCCCAUCACACUCUAGUGCAGGGAUUGGGGGGCCCUGGAGCUCAGGAGUCAGGCUGCUUUGUGUGAUUGUAGUCCCCCACCCCCUGAGAAGGGGUUUUUGGUGGUUCCUCUCUCUAUCUUUGCAGGGAAUGACCCCUGUGAGGGGAAGAGCCAGAUCCCAUCCCUUCUCCAGCCCUUGGGCAACUGAGCAAUAUACUUACUGAAUCUCUACUUACAGCCCCACCAGCUCUGAAUGUCUACCCUGCUCCCCUGAUUUGUAAACCUAGGGGGAAACCGUCUCUCUCACCUAAUGAUGCCUGCUGUUCUGAAGCUUCCUCUAAGCCCCGCCCCAGAUGCUUCCUCGCACAUUCCAUUCUUUAUGGCCCAGGGCCUGGACCAGACCAGUGUGAUAUCUGACCCACCAGCCUGGAAGCAUGGCUUUGGAUUCCGUUCUUCCCAAGGGUGGUUUCUCUGUCCUUGUCUCCUAUUACGAUGCCAUGCUGCCUCGGCUUCCAUGCCUUUGGAUCUUCCAUAUUCCUUCCUGUGCUCCUAGACUUUGGAGACGGCCUAACCCAAUCCAAGUCAAAAGGAGGUGGGAGGUGUUCUAUGGCUGAGCACUUUUUCAAUACAGGGCAGGGAAAUCUUGGGCCCCACUUUUACCCCCAAAAUCCAGUGACUCCAGAUUCUUCCAGGACAAAAGAGGUGAAUAGAUCCUAUCUCUUCUGGCCUUUAUGGGUGGCUUCUUUGGGGCUAAACCAAAUUUGAGCAUCAGGUAUGAAGCACUCCAUACAGGAUGGAGAAGGGAACCCACUUCCUCCCUGCCAUCCUUCUACGGUUUCUUCUAGAUUAGACCAAAUAGCCAGAAGAUUGCUGGGGGUUUGGCGUGUGGGUUAGCCCAAGAUUUGCACAUUAUCUUCCACCCCUACCUUUACCCUGUCUCCUCUAGUGUCACUGUCCUCACCAAUCACUCCAGAUGGUUUCAAGGGAGCCAUCUUCCUCUUCCGGUGGGCUUCGGGGUAUCCCCACCAACCUUGCCUCCAAAAUAGCACCUUAUACCCUAUCCUUGACUCAGUUCCCCACACCCAAAGAUCCCAGCCUAGGGAUGGGGUGCAGGGAUUUUAAAUAAUCCCUAAUCCCUAAUUUGCACUAGUUAACCCUGGUCGGGGUCCCUAUGUUUCCUUCCAGCGGGGAAGAUUAGGAAAUGUUUGUUCCUAUUGUUGAAAAUGGGGCCUCCCUAAUGUGUGAUUAGAUGGAUAUUUCCCAUAUUACCUACCCCCCCAAACCAGCUCACAAGGGGAGAGCCAGUUUCGGGGAGCAAAUUUGAUGUGGGAAUUAGAGGAGUAUGACUUUAAAAAGGAGAAAGACUGUUUUAAUCAAAGUGACAGCCUUUCUCUCAGCUACUGUUUUCUGAGGCCAAGAUGGCUGCCCUCUGACCUACUGUGAAGAGGGCAAGAUCACGGCUUUGGGAGGGAGGUGAGUCUGGAAAGGCCAGGGGCGUCUUCCUGCCCCUCCUAGCCUCCCAGUCCAUAGGAAGGGGGAGGGUUUGGCGGCUUCCUGAAUGUUAACCGCGGAGGGAGGGGUCGCUUCACCCCUCCUCUGUCUCUUUGCACUUUUCUUGGUCUUGGCCACAGCCUGAGUGAAGAAUCUCCUACUGAAUGUACCAAGUUCCAGCUUUUAAGGGGAAAAGUUUCAAACAAGGAAAAAUGAAAAAAAAAAUCACUAAAAAUUCCCAUAAAUCUUAUUUCUGGCACUUUAGAAAAAAACCGCAAAAAAUACAUAAUAAAGAAUACAUAUAUAUAUAUAUACACACACACACACAAAUUAUAUAUAUAAAUAUAUCUAUAUAUACAGCGGAACCACAAGAGACUGAGGAAGGCCUGAAGGUGGGGGCAGAGGUGACCACAGCCCCUGUACCCUUUACCUGCACUCCUCUGAGGGAGUCAGGAGAGGAGAAGGGGCGAAAAUGGACUGUGGAAUUUGAAUCUCAGAAUAGAUCAAAAUUCUAACACCAUGGACCUUUUGGAAGAAUUGAGAUUAUAAGUGUUUAUUUUUUUUAAUAUAGCAAAGCAAAAACUUAAAAAUAUGUAUUUGAGCUGGAAGGGUUCAAUGUUGUGAGUUUCAGGUAUUGGAAAUUUGGGAUUUUGCAAUUUUGUCACUUGAAGAUGAUCAAGUCUUGUCAGUUUGUACCCUCUUUCCCCAUGUUCCCUGGGAAGAAGGGUGAUAGAGUGGGAAGGCCACUGGUUCUAUGCCACAGCACGCAAGAUUUAGAAUUCUAGACUCUAGCUCUAUACGUAGUGAGGACCCAGAUUUAGAGAAACUGACCAUUAUUUAUCUCCAGAUUUGUGUGUGUUUCCAAUUCUCUAGGCCAAUAAACCAACAAGACAAUGAACUAUGCUUA
Mesocricetus auratus (golden hamster) is the source of this 5638-nucleotide messenger RNA. RefSeq names its product zinc finger and BTB domain containing 4 (gene Zbtb4). Gene Ontology annotation, cellular component: nucleus. The coding region runs from base 251 to 3172 and encodes 973 amino acids. Gene Ontology annotation, molecular function: RNA polymerase II cis-regulatory region sequence-specific DNA binding; protein binding; DNA-binding transcription factor activity, RNA polymerase II-specific. The record is from RefSeq and is a predicted model, not a curated record. NCBI's taxonomy places the organism in Eukaryota, Metazoa, Chordata, Mammalia, Rodentia, Cricetidae. The transcript is spliced from 4 exons. Gene Ontology annotation, biological process: regulation of transcription by RNA polymerase II.